UAUUAGCUUUCAGACAAAAGUUAACUCUUCAAAAUCAAAUGUCAAUAUAAAACCAAACAAGUUCUCAGCAAUUUUUUACUAAAACUACACUGCGAUUUAAAAUAAGCCAUCAGCUUAUCCAUGGCAUCCCAUAGUCUUCUCACAGUCACGCUUCUGUGCAUCCUUUUUAGCGGAUGUCACUCUGCGGAAUGGGAGGGAGUCCACUACAAUCCGAGCCAUCCCAAUAAGUGCGUCAUCAACCAGGAACUCGUGCUCAAUCCGGGGGUUAGCAUCAAGGAUCCCACGCACGAGUGCCGCAAAAUCGUGUGCGGACACAACGGGCGAGUCGUUUUCCAUAGUUGCGGUGUGUCUAUCCCGUCACCUUCUUGUCACUAUGGUGACUACCUCAAUCCAAACCUUCCCUAUCCGGAAUGCUGCAGGCGUGAGCUUAUUUGCAACUAGGCAGGCCGAUCGGUCGGGUUCACUAAGAUACUUUUUGUAGAUACUUUUCGAAGCCAUUUUUGCGCUCCUCUGGAGUUUGGUUGUUUUUCAGGCUUCUGCUGAUAUAU
Molecule: messenger RNA, 548 nt
Organism: Drosophila eugracilis
Lineage: Eukaryota; Metazoa; Arthropoda; Insecta; Diptera; Drosophilidae
Exons: 3
Coding region: 121-441 (106 amino acids)
Source: RefSeq, a predicted model, not a curated record